UUGUUUAAGGUCAUUUGAAGCGGAACUGUUGUUUGCCAUUCUUGGUUCUUAACGAACUGUAGUUAUAGUAACACGAAAAGGUGCAUCGCAAAGGCCAGCUUUUUGACAACAUAUUUUCAUUCUCAACAAAACUAGUAGAUAGACGUGAAAAUGUCUAUUUUCACACCGACUAACCAAAUCCGACUGACGAAUGUGGCGGUGGUGCGGAUGAAGAAAGCAGGCAAGCGAUUUGAAAUCGCUUGUUAUAAGAAUAAAGUUCUCAGCUGGCGCUCCGGAGCAGAGAAAGAUUUGGAUGAAGUUUUGCAGACAAAUUCUGUUUUCGUCAAUGUCUCCAAAGGCCAGGUGGCCAAAAAGGACGACUUGUGCAAAGCUUUUGGCACAGAUGACCUGACCGAAAUCUGCAAACAGAUCCUAGCCAAAGGGGAGCUCCAGGUAUCUGACAAAGAGCGGCAGAGUCAGCUGGAAUCCAUGUUCAGAGACAUUGCCACCAUCGUUGCCGACAAGUGCGUCAACCCUGACACCAAGAGGCCAUACACGGUCAGCCUGAUCGAGCGCGGCAUGAAGGACAUCCACUACUCAGUCAAGGCCAACAAGAGCACCAAGCAGCAGGCUCUGGAGGUGAUCCGGCAGCUGAAGGAAACAAUGCAGAUCCAGCGGGCUCACAUGAGGCUGCGGCUUCUGCUGCCGGGCAAAGAGGCCAAGCGGCUGAAGGAGAAGCUCAAACCGCUCCUGCAGGUCGUCGAGAGCGAAGACUUUGAGGAGAACCUGGAAAUUAUGUGUCUGGUGGAUCCCGGCUGCUACAGAGAGCUCGGCGAGCUGAUCCGCUGCGAGACCAAAGGCCGAGGCUCGGUGGAGGUCAUCAAUCUGAAGGACGUUGAGGAGGGUGAUGAGAAGCUGUAGGGAAUAUCUUCCAUCAUUUUAAAAAGAAGCUCAGCACUAAUUCAGUUUCAAUAAACACUCAUCUUCUCGUUAUGUUUCCCCUCUAUGCUAUUCGCAUACUCUUUGGGAAUCCUUGCUUGGCAGCACUUUUUCUUUUAUUUAUUUGUUUUACGGGCACAUGUAAAAUGCAAAUGCCUAUUUCACAAUGUCACUUUCUUUUCGAGCAAGAACAAGUGAAAAGCCGUUUCUCGCAAUGUCCACAGGUUAAGAAUCGGAAAUUCUUCAUUGGCCAAGUCUGUUAAAACAAAGAAGACUAUUUAACAAAUUAUACACUCAGCACAAAAACACAAUUGUACAAAUAUUCUUCAGAUAAGAUGAGACCAAGUCAAUUUUACAAGAAUUAAGUUGUGAUGUUUGGAAAGAAGUCAUACAUUCUAUGAGGAAAAAAAGGACAACGAUAAAGUGAUAUGUGAAUUUUUCGUGAGAAAUACCGGUAAACUUGAAAUGUGACAAAAAGGUCAUUUUAAGAUGAUAAAGAGGUCAUUUUAAGAGGAAAAAUAUUACAAGAAAACGUAUUAACUAAUACUAAUGCAUGAGGAGUCUGCUCUGAUGCAAAGACAUCUUUCAUAACAGCACUCUUUUUUUUUACUCAAGUUCAAGCCAAAAGUUAACGUAGUUUCUCACAAUGCCCACAAUGAAUGACAUCACAACCUCUUUCAUACAGUCUUUAGAAUCAAAUAACAUUCUGUUUGGUGAUGUUUUUUGCUUCAUGUAAGAGAUACUGGUAUGGUCUCCAGGGGGUCAACAAACGAAAUAAUGGAGGGGAAAUGGAGUUGAAUGUUCAAUAAUGAAUGUAAACUUGAGAGAAAAAUAAAUGUAUACCCAAAUUACA
Molecule: messenger RNA, 1771 nt
Organism: Hippocampus comes (tiger tail seahorse)
Lineage: Eukaryota; Metazoa; Chordata; Actinopteri; Syngnathiformes; Syngnathidae
Gene: sbds
Product: SBDS ribosome maturation factor
Exons: 5
Coding region: 151-900 (249 amino acids)
Biological process (GO): cytosolic ribosome assembly; ribosome biogenesis
Source: RefSeq, a predicted model, not a curated record